AUGUCUGGUGGCCAGAUCUCUACUGCUGCUUAUAGCGGCAGGGGGCUUCCCAGCCACAGCAGGUUGCAGAUGAAGGGCUUGUGGGAAGUGCGGUGGCUUCCACACCUGCAGCCUCGUCCCUACCUGCUGGAAGGACCUGAUCCUGCUCCGCACGGACAGCAGCGGCGUUGGGGGGCGCAGAACGAGGGAGAAAGGGGGUGUACUGGAGGGUGUGCGAAAGACUAUUCAUGGCUCCGUGAGUCCGGAGAGGAGCUGAUGAGCAGUAUCAUCGCUUGGCUUCAGCAGCAUGCUCGCAGUCGGAGAGGCUGGCUUGCAUUACAAAGCCUGCUUUCGUUGCCUGCCCGCCUUCGUUGCCCGCCUGCCUGCCGUCCGCGGGAGGAGACGGAGUCGGGGCCGGAGCGGGAGGGGGCGGGCCCGCCGCGCUAUGCAGAUGAGCGGCGUCCAGUGCAAAGCCAUGUCUAUCCUCAUGGUUACCAUUACCAGCCCCGGGGCUCGCUGGCUCUGUCUCUGCGCGGCGUAACGGGAGCGUCGGCAGCUGCGCCCAGGAGGAGUGAGCUGGCCAGGUCUUUCGUCGGGAAUCUGCGGUCUCAGCCCUUACCCGGCUCUGCAGCUUUUCACGCUUCAGGCGGCGGCAAGGCUUCAAUCAGCCCGCUCCGUUAUCCACAGACCCCGAACGGGUUCCCUCCUGACAUGGGCUCCCCUUACGACGCCCAUACGACGGGGAUGACCGGAGCCAUCAGCUACCACCCGUACGGCAGCCCUGCCUACCCCUACCAGCUCAACGACCCUGCGUACAGGAAAAACGCCACCCGCGACGCCACGGCCACGCUGAAAGCCUGGCUGCAGGAACACCGCAAGAACCCCUACCCCACCAAGGGUGAAAAGAUCAUGCUGGCCAUCAUCACCAAGAUGACCCUCACUCAGGUCUCCACCUGGUUCGCCAACGCACGCCGGCGGCUCAAGAAGGAAAACAAGAUGACCUGGGCCCCGCGGAACAAGAGCGAGGAUGAGGACGACGAUGAAGGUGAUGGGCCGAGGAAUAAGGAGGAGAGUCCCGAGAAGAUGCCCGAGAGCAACGAAACCUCCGCGGAGGACGAAGGUAGGCGCGGGGUGACCCUGCAAGUCGACUCCCUGAGACACUCCUGCUCGCGGAUUCCGACGCGAGAAGCUGCAUGGCAGCGGAGACCCCUCUGCGAGUCGGGCUCGAGGCAGGACAAGUACAGAGGCUCGAGGAAGAAGGAAGAGGAUGAAGAUGAGGAGACUGAAGGAGGACAUCGAGAGGAUGACGGCGGCGGAGGGAGAGCGGCCACGGCAAGGCCCGCCACCUCCUCGCCGCUGGGCGUGGAGGCCCCCUCCUCGGUCCACCCACGCCGACGCGCCCGCAGCGCCAGCAAAGGCGCUGGGCCCCGCGCCUCCCGCGGCCCCCCGACGCCGGCCAGCAAGCCCAAGCUCUGGUCGCUGGCCGAAAUCGCCACCUCGGACCUCAAGAGUCAGACCCUGGGCCAAGGCUGCCAGCCUGGCCCGCUCUCCUCGGCCACCCCCGCCUCCGUCCCGCACAGCGCUGCCUACUCCCCCUCCUCCCUCCUGGGGAGGCAUAUUUAUUACACCUCACCUUUUUAUAGCAAUUAUACAAACUAUGGGAACUUUAAUGCUCUCCAGAGCCAGGGAAUCCUGAGAUACAACUCCGCGGCAGUGGCUUCAAACGAGGGACUAAGUCAGACUGUCCUAAACGCCAGCUCUGUCCACAAACAGAGCAGUGACUCUUUGAAAACGAUCACUAACCAGCUAGAGCAACAUUACAGGCCCUCUAGCUAUGACUCUAAGAAAGAUCCCACUGAAGUCUGCACAGUAGGAGUACAACCAUACCUAUAGAAGUGCAAUCACACAGCAAUGCAAGUAGGUGUCACAAUUGCUUUGAAAAAAGUCAGCAAGCCAUCAUCUCUCCCCGAGCUAAUAUAUAUAACAAAUCUCUAAAUCCGGAUCACAUCUGGUGCCACUGUAUAAAAGAAGACCACAGAGCACUAUUAAAUCUUCAGAAUCUAAUUAUUGAACCAGAAUUUUGUUGGACAUAUGUAAGUUUGCUGGUAUAGUAUAGUUUCCCCAAUGUAUGUGUGACUUUUGAAAACAGAUCUGUUUUUCUCAGGAUAUCUUGAAUUGAUCACUUCAUUGCCACGGUAUCUAUUCGAUAGGUGUGCUAGGAUUUAUUGUAAAAUUAUUUGUAAAAGAUGUAUACAGUAGAGAUAAUAAAGAUGUGAUUGGAGAACUUGAGUCCUUACAAAGUGGAAACAAAUUUGAUAUUUAUUUUUGUAAUGAUAUAAAGCUUCUAGUAAUUUAUGCAAGUUGUAUUGCAAUGGAAUCUGAACUUUUUGUAAAUAAAUUUUGCCCCGUUUUUAUUUGAAACAUUGAUGGUUAUACAAUCUUUGGUUGUUUAACAAGAAUUCUUUACUAAUUUAUAUCUCUAAUUGUAAAU
Molecule: messenger RNA, 2470 nt
Organism: Manacus vitellinus (golden-collared manakin)
Lineage: Eukaryota; Metazoa; Chordata; Aves; Passeriformes; Pipridae
Gene: IRX2
Product: iroquois homeobox 2
Biological process (GO): cell development; neuron differentiation; regulation of transcription by RNA polymerase II
Cellular component (GO): nucleus
Molecular function (GO): DNA-binding transcription factor activity, RNA polymerase II-specific; RNA polymerase II cis-regulatory region sequence-specific DNA binding
Source: RefSeq, a predicted model, not a curated record